This is a messenger RNA of Cladocopium goreaui, 2694 nucleotides long. The record is from the annotation of a GenBank genome assembly. Lineage: Eukaryota; Dinophyceae; Suessiales; Symbiodiniaceae.
AUGCUCGCACCCGGGUCCCGGUCGCCGCCGUUGGUGACCACGAGGCAUGGAAAUCUGGCCUCCUCGGGAUCAAGGCCCCCAGUACCGCGCACUGUGCCGACCAAAGCGUUGGCCAACUCUGGGGAUGACAUCGCACGAGCUCCCACCUGGAAAGACACCCUGAAGGGCGCGCUGUUUUGGGCCAAUCCCAAUCACUGGGACAAGGUGCCGCAGUCUUUCCGCUGGAAGCUGACCUUUAUUUUUUUCAAGGUCGUGGGUACCAUUGGUGGCUACCGCGGCCGCGCGGCCUUCGCGCGGAAGAGCGGACUGAAGCCGCUGAUGAAGCGACGAGAGGAAGCGCUGGCAGUGGUUGAGUCCACCACGGAGGCCUCCACUGGACUUUUCCCCAAAGUGGAGCAACGUCUGCGCGAGGCGAAAGACAGCCACGCAGUGGCGGUGCUAUUGCCAGCCUUUGCCAGGACGGCGCAGGACGUGGCGGAGCUUCGUGCCACGCUGGCAGCUUUGGCGCAGCAAACGCGGGAACCAGAUGUGGUGCUGGUCGUGGACGACGGAUCGCUCGCGGAUUUGGAAGCUGCCACCGAAGCCUGGCCCAAUGAUGGCCUGGCAUUGGUAAGGCUUCAGCAAAACGUGGGUCCUGCGGGUGCCCGCAGUGUGGGGCUGCGCUUACUGCGAAAGUGGGCCCGCGGACGAGAGGUGGUGGUCUGUCUGACGGACAGUGACGCCGCUCCGGACGUUCACUGGGUCGAAGAGAUGUGGGAGGCACAACGUGGGAGGCCUGGGAUUCUCUCGGGCCCUACCCUGUCGGUGGACCAAAGUGCCACCGGCCGUUUCCACGACCACUUCGGAAACCUCAACGGACGCUGGUCCUGGGAGGAUCCCAAGGAUGUGCUGCUGUAUGGAUGCACAUGCAACUUCAGCGUGAACCUCAAUUCCGUGGGGAAGGAAGAGUUUGACCCAAUCUUCUCACGUCCAGGGUUUGAGGAUAUUGAAUUCUGCUGGCGCCUACGCGUUGAGAAGAACGUCUUCACCAGGUACUGUGAGAAAGCUCUGAUGUAUCACCAGUACGACCAUGGGCCAGUGGGUCUAUACAGACAGUUCUGGAAGUAUGGUCACACGGAGCCCAUCAUGGCGUGGAUGCAUCCGGAUUUCAGCUUUCAGGGCUCUCGCCCUGUGACCAAAGGCUUCAAAGAUCCGCGCGAUCCGGAGGCGGGUGACUUUGACAAUAUCAAACGCUCAGCCGUGCAAGGCAUUGAUGGCAUGUUCCGAUUCUUCAGCGAUCAAGCAAAGCCGUUGGCACUCAGCCGGUCGCAGCGCAACUGGAGUCCCCUAGCCCUUCCAGCCCUAGCGGCAGCACCACAGCGGGCUGAAAAAAAGGGAAGUGCUUGGGCACGGCAACCUACAGGAUUGAAGGUUCGUUCGUUCCCCAACAGCCUUAGCUCAGGGGUCCCAUCCCAGAUAAAGGUCAAGGCUUAUUACUUCGCCAGCUUCACCUUCUUCGCCAGCUAUGAGAGGUAUGCUACGCUUUACUUCGAAGCCGACGGUUUCAAAGCGUGGCAAAUUGGUUUGCUGAUUGCCGUGCGCCGGGCCAUUCAAACCUUGUCCACCCCAGUGUGGAAUGCAUUGGCUGACAAGACGAAGAAAGCCAGGAGCAUUCAGCUGGCCUGUUUGGUGGCCAGUGGCAUCCCUUUCCUAGCUCUUAGCCUUCCGGUGCGGAACGACUUAAAGGGCCUGGCUUUGCGUGGCACCGCGCUGUGGAUGUUUUCCUUGAUUGGAUCUCCCUCCACUUCCAUGAUGGACGCUGUGGCGCUGGCAGCCUGUCAUCAAGAUGCUCAACGCUGGGGUGACGCGCGCAUUUAUGGCGCGCUGGGGUGGGGCAUGGCACAUCUUCCCCUGGGACUCCUGUUCGAUCGCUAUGGCUUCUGCGUAAUGUUUAUUUCCUUUGCCCUGACAGCUGCGGGGCUGUUUUGGGCAACCCUUGGCAUGCCUGAAGCAUGUGGAGAGGCCACGGGAGAUGUGAGCCUUCGCUCCAUUCUGCGCAUUUUGAGGAGCAACGCGGCCUUCUUCGUGAACAUCACGGUGCUGGGCGCCGGCUUUGCCAUGGUGGAGGGCAUGCUGUUUUUGCUUUUGCAGGAGAUGAAGGCAUCAACGCUGCUCUGUGGUUUCUCUGUGGUAGUCACGGUGAUCUUUGAGUUGCCCAUCUUUGCCAAAGCGCAGUGGUUACUUUCCACCUUUGGAACCCGCAAGCUGGUGGUGGCUGCACAGGCGGCCUGGGUUGUUCGUGCCGCCUUUUAUUGGCGCAUGUCCUCCGCCUGGAUGGUUCUCUUGGUGGAGCCUCUGCACGGAGUCACCUUUGCCUUGGCAUGGACGGCCGCCAUUGAUUUCGUGAAGAAACCGCACGUGUCAGGUGAAGGUUUGGAAGCAUCCGCGCAAGGGCUGCUGACAGCGUGUUUUCAUGGCCUGGGGCCCAUCAUCGGACUGCUGGGAGGAGGAGUUCUGUUCGAUACAUUGGGAGGACACACGUCUUACCUGGUCUUUGCGCCGGGGGUGAUGAUCUCUGGUUGGCUCUACUACCUGCACGCCGGCACUGCCAACGACCUUCCGGACGAGAUCAAUCCCAGCGCGUCGCGAGAACAGAUCACCUUGGGCAAACAUACACCCAGUGCAGUGGAGAGUGAUGGAGAGGAUGCCACCUGA